Messenger RNA from Cylicocyclus nassatus, 2982 nucleotides. Lineage: Eukaryota; Metazoa; Nematoda; Chromadorea; Rhabditida; Strongylidae. The record is from the annotation of a GenBank genome assembly.
AUGCCUAUAAUCCAGUCUAAAUUGCAUCGGUCUUGUAUACAAUACUAACGUUAAUAUGCUUUUUCACCCUUUUUUGAAACCCUCCUUCAAGGAAAUUAAUCGCGGUUAAAUGUUUGCUUUGAAUACUGGCUCACAAACAAUACGUGAUUACUGGUUUGUGUUAGUUUCCGCUCAAAUAGUGAGCAAAAAAAAUGUUAGAUCUCACUCUUAUAUUUUUUUACUUUCCAGUCCUCUUUUCGAUUGUGCUUGGUUUUGUUUUCUUCUAAUGAUCGACUCUAUAUACAGUACUUUAUUGUGCCCAAGCCUUUCUACACAUCUGCGGUCGGGACGUCGCAUCAGCGCCAUGCUCUCCUUCCUGAAUCUCGCAUCCCUCGCUCUUUCACGUCGAGCUCACUUCGCGCAGAGAUUGAAGUCGUCAAUGUCCAUUUCUAUUUCGCCGUCAGUCUACCCAUCACCACGACGUGACGACACAAUUGUGGAUGACUUCCAUGGCACAAAGGUUAGCGACCCUUAUCGAUGGAUGGAAGACCCAGAUUCUGUUGAAACUUGCAAGUUUGUCGACGAACUUAAUGCCAUCUCGGCGCCAUUCAUUGCUGAGGCACCCAGUCGAGAAAAAAUUAGACAAAGAUUGACUGAGUUAUGGGAUUACGAGAAGUACGGCUGCACAUCAAAACGUGGGGACUUUUACUACUACAGUUACAACUCCGGGCUACAAAACCAGUACGUUAUAUACCAACAGCGAAGUCUAAAGGACAAAGGAGAGAUAUUCCUUGAUCCCAACACUCUUGCAGAGGAUGGAACCACGUCUAUCAGAAUAUCAGCUUUCACCAAGGAUGGUUCAAUCUACGCUUAUGGUCUAAGUGAGAAAGGAAGUGACUGGGUGACUGUAAAGUUUCGUCGUGCUGAUAAGCAGGACAUGAAGGAUGUCAUAACUGGAGUGAAGCACUCGUCCCUUUCUUGGUUGAAGGAUAAUUCUGGAAUAUUUUACUGCAAGUAUCCUGAACAUAAGGUUGUUUCAUCACCCAGCGGUCUUUCGGCACAUUUUCUUCUUUUUUUUUGGACCGCUACGGAGGGCACAUCAGUCGAAAAACAUCGCUAUCAUUCCCUAUAUUUCCACCGCAUGGGAACUGAAUGCAGGGAUGAUGUACUGGUUUACGAUCGAAGAGAAAAUCCAGAUUACAUGGUGGGAGGUACUGUAACAGAAGAUGGAAAGUAUCUCAUUAUCGAUGUAUCACGUGGGUGUGACCCGUAUAAUAUGCUGUACUACUACGAUUUGACAGCUGUAAAUGGUACGAUUGGAAAGAUUGCUCCUACUCCCCUUUUUGAGAAGUUGGAUGCCAAGUACGAUUAUGUGGAUCACGAUGAGGAAACCAUGCUUGUACUUACGAAUCAGGAUGCGCCUAUGUUCAAGCUCAUUCGCGUUUCUCUGAAGGAUGGAUCAGUCAAAGAAGUUGUACCAGAAAAUCCUCGUCAUAAAUUAAACUGGGCUGCCGUUGUGGCCGAGGAUCGUCUUGUUGUGAACUACAUCGAAGACGUCAAGGACGCAUUAUACGUGCACGAUCUACGUACAGGUUCUAGGUUGUAUCAAUUUCCGUUGAAAAUAGGAUCUAUAUCAGGAUUUUUCGGGAAAAAGUCACUUUCUGAAAUGUUCCUUGGUUUUGAAUCUUUCACCGUUCCUACCAUCGUUUACCGUAUCGAUUUCUCAUCCACAAGUGGAAAGGUGAUGCCAGUGGUGGAGGAGUUGAGACGAGUGGAUAUCAAAGAGAUGGAUGAAAGUCAAUUUUCUGUGGAGCAGGUUUUUUUCAAAAGCAAGGACAACACAAAAGUUCCCAUGUAUAUUAUAUCACUGAAGGGUACCACACGAGAUGGUGGUAAUCCCACCAUACUGAACGGCUACGGAGGAUUCAACAUUGCUGAUAUGCCAUACUUUUCAAUUAGCCGCCUGCUUGUUGUUAAACAUUUUAAAGGGAUUGUUGCUUGUGCCAAUCUUCGUGGAGGAAGUGAAUACGGAGAAGACUGGCACAUGAGUGGAAUGAAAGAAAAGAAGCAAAACGUGUUCGAUGAUUUCAUUGCUGCUGCUGAAUAUCUUAUUCAUGAAAAAUACACAUGUACCAAAAAAUUGGCAAUCCAUGGUGGUUCGAAUGGAGGUUUACUAGUAGCAGCAUGUUCACAACAGCGUCCUGAUCUAUAUGGUGCAGUGCUGAAUCGUGUUGGCGUGAUGGAUAUGCUACGAUUUCACAGAUUCACUGUAGGCGGUGCAUGGGUACCGGAAUAUGGCAAUCCUGACGAGGAGAAAGAUUUCAGUUACAUUUACAAAUACUCUCCUCUUCAUAAUAUCAAAUUUCCCUCAAACGGCCAGUGGCCUUCUACUCUCAUGAUGACCGCAGACCACGAUGACCGAGUGGUCCCUAGCCAUACUCUCAAGUAUGCAGCAACAUUGAUGGAAAAGGCCAAAUUACAUCCCCUCCAAACAAAUCCCAUCCUUGUUCGCGUGGAAGUAAAAGCUGGGCAUGGUGCUGGAAAGCCAACCUCCAAAGUGAUCGCCGAGAUUGUUGAUAUGUACAGCUUCUUGCAAAGAGUGCUUGACAUGAAGUGGUUCGAGUAGGUUGCUGCUCCCUUUAUGCUGUUAUACGGUCAGAUCUGCAGUGGUAAUGACGUGAUGUGCUAUGAUUUCUCUGUUCUGGCAGUCGAUUUGCAUUUAUAUUUGUUUUUGUUAUGCACUGAGAAUACUUUGGGGUUAUCGACAUGAUUGUUCAGGUCUUUAUUUUUCACUUGUGGAUGUCAAUUGUUCUCUAUACAUUCUCGAGAUAGGUUUGUUAUUGUUGAGUUUUUUCCCUAUCUACACAUCCACACACACUCCCAACAUUCGGGCCAGUAUCAGAUCCCAUAAUUGAGGUUUUGCUCUAUUCCUAACGUGAGCUAUCAUUGCGCCCUGUGCCUGUCCACGAAUUGUCUGAAUAAAGAUAAUCAAAAGUAAGCCAU